UUAUUCGCGUCAAAAACUUUCGCUGUAAAAGUCAUGGAAUCAACUCUGGGUCUUAGUAAAUAGAAUAGGCGCUUGUCGGGAAACAUACAAUUUACUUCAGAAAUACUUUUGUAACCAAAAAAUAUUAUGUUUUAUUGGGAAAAUAAAAACAAAGUGAAAAACUAAAUAAUAAGUUAAAACAACUUUUUACUCUUUUUUAACGGCUAGGAUUUAAUAAAAGUGGAUAACGGGGCAAAAGCGUAAUGUAAAAACAAUAUGAGACAGAAAACGUCACCUUUAAACCACAGUGUUUCACGCGUUACUACAAUGCUUCCGUUUAAAAGUCAAAGACAUUUACUGACAUCGUACUCAAAUUUAUCCGAGGAAAGAGAAAGAGCUCAAAACAAUUGCAUUGACAGAGUAUCAUUUGAUGAGCUAUCAAGAAAGGUAGAUUGGUUGGUCGAAGAAGUACAUUAUUUGCGACAAAUAAUUGGAACGUAUGAAAAGCAAAGGCGCAACAAAAGUUAUAAUAACGAUGAUCAGCCUUCCAAAUCAGACAGACAACAUGAGUUUGCAGGUGUUUCAACGCCACACUACGGGCGCAUCUAUCGGCCAGAUAUCAAUCGAUGCAAUUCAAGAAGUAGCUACUACGAUCGCGAAUCCGAAUCAAGUCCUUAUAACCAACCUCGAAAAAAUAGUUUCAAUUUGUCAAAUACAGAACAAGAAGCAAUUAGAGAAAAGAGAAAUGAUAUAGAACAUAAAGGAGACACUAAUGAUUUUGCAUCUAAAAUGCCUCAUUAUUCAAAUUUAUACAGAGAAAAACGUCCAUCCAGCGAAUUUUCAGAUUCUCCUCGUAGAAGAGAAAGUGAUAACGAAGUAAGUCAAAACAUUGUACCGAUGCAAGAAGCAAGAUUACAAACGCUAUUCUCUACAACGAAUAGUAUUAAUAUAGCUGAAACUAUUAUGUUGUGGCAGCAUGGUUUGAAUGACAUACCUCCUGUUAUAAAAUGGUCUACUGAAUUAAAAAAAAUGUAUCGUGAAAAAAUAAAAGAUUGGUUCAGAGUAUUUCAUUUAUUUCAGACGUUAUGCAACGGAAACAUUGGAUUGUUUAUUUCACGAUAUACAAAUUCGUUAGGUCACAUGAUGAGCGUUUCACAAGUUGCCUCCAUGUGUCCAAAUAUAGAUGCGGCUUUUGAAAGUUUUUUGAAUAUGAAAAGUCCCGCGUCUGAAUUUUUUCCAUCGUUUCCUACACAAGAAGAGAUUUCGGAAAAAGCGGACAAAAUACACGUUUUGCCACGCAAAAUAAACGGCAGAAAAGUUUCAGCGAAAGACGUAAUUGAACUAUGGGAAAACGGCAUUGGGGAUAUACCUCCAAUUAAAACGUGGAGUAAAACUCAAAAGUUUAAACAACAAAGCAAAAUUUCUCGAUGGAAAAAAAUAGUUGACAUUUUCAAAUAUCAAUGUCACAGAGAUAUGAAAAAGUUUGAAGAGAUAUAUACUGACAGCCACGGGUGCUUGCUGCCUGUAGCUGCCAUAACUACAAAAUUUGAAACUAUAUAUGGCGACGAAUUAAACAUAACAAGCAAGCUGAUGACUGUUACAACAAACGACGAUGACCGCCAUCAUGAUAAUAAUAUAAAGCUACCAAGACAUGAAAGUGAAGGUUUUCGAAAAAGAAAACACGAAGACAGCCAAACAUCAAAUGAAAUUUCUUAUGAUGAUUCCAUUUUUGACAAUCAAUCGCCGCCAUUCUCAACACAGAGUAUUGAACAAAUUUCGAAACCAAAAAAUGAAGAUAGUUGUAUCGAUUACAAAAUGCAAGGUUUCAAGUCGUUUACAGCUACAAAACAAAAUCCAACAGGAUAUCUUAUUACUGAAAACAUGGAUGAAAUAAGACGGCAUUCUUCUAGCUCAUCUGUUUCUUCAAGGUGCGACAUGCUUGAUCGACAAUUUAGAUAUGAUUCAAGUCGUAGUAACUCUUUCGAAAAAGAUUCUUUCAGAAAACAAAGCGACAGUGACGCACAAUCAAACCAGACAACUAUAUUGGAUACAAAAGAAACUGCAAGCCAAAACAAUGAAAACCCAAUAGUUCACGUUGUAAGCCCUUCCGUUAUAAUAAAGGAGGAAGAAGAAAGUUCGGACGAAGUAGAGAUUAUUGACAGCCGAUUCUUAGGGAACUAUGAUAAAAAAACCGCAGAGUUUUCUAUUACUUUUGAUAAUCAAUCGUCUCCUAGCAACUCUGAUAGUGAAACUAAAGAAUUCACUCUUGAUAUGAGCCCCGAACCUAUUAUCCCAGAAAAUAUAAGUGUCCUAGAAGCAAUAGAAUUAUGGAAAAAUGGAUCAGCCAACAUUAAACCGAUUAAAGACUGGUCAAGUAGUAAAAAAGCUCGUAAUAAAUUAGCACAAAAAAUUGAGGAUAUUUUUUAUAUAUUUCAAAACGUAUUCAAAUCAGACUACGCAACCUUCAAAAUUAUGUGCACUGAAAAUAACACCUUAUUAACAAUUGAUGAAUCACUUGCAAAGUUUAGUAAACCUUUAAAAGAACGAACUAAUGAAAUGGACCUUUGUAAACCAACUGCAAACUCGAUGACUUUUGACUUUUCCCAUCAUAAAACCGUAUCGGCAAAUAGCGAUGUACUUUACUUGCUACCGCGUAAAAUAAAUGGAAAGAAAGUUAACGCACGCGAUGUCCUUCAGCUAUGGUACUACGGUUUAAACAAAAUACCACCUGUUAAAAAUUGGAGUGCUCAGCAAAAAUCAGUGCAACAAAGUAAAAUAUCACGCUGGAAAAAAAUAGUUGAUUUAUACGAAAGGGAUUAUAAAGGAGAUUGGGAUUUGUUUGAAAAAACUUAUUCAAACGGAAACGGUCAACUUAUUCCUAUUACCGCUAUCAUCGCUAAGCGGGAAGAAGAACUUUUAAGAAAUUCUAGCGAUGGAUCUAUGGUGAUACAAUAUAAAUCUUAUUCUUCACAACCAUAUGAUACACUUACCUCAGUAUAAGAACUGACCACGAUAGCAGUAUACUCAUUUAUUUUCAAGUUUAAUGAACCUAAAUUUACGUAACCAUCAAAAAAAUCUGUGCUAUUUUUUGAGUAGUAUAUUUUUGACUUUUUUCGAUUAAAACUAACAAGAGCAGCUAAUAAUGAGCCAACAGGACAAAUUAAACUAAACAAAAGAAAAACUUUAUAAAACUAAAAUGCAACUUGUUAAAUAAGUUAAAGAAAUUAAUUUUUUACAUUUAAUUUAUAAGCGUUAUUUAAUUUUUUAUUACAUGAUAGACUAGAGCUUUUGACUCAAAAAUUGUCCGAAAAGAUUGAUAUUACUUACUCAUG
Molecule: messenger RNA, 3311 nt
Organism: Hydra vulgaris (swiftwater hydra)
Lineage: Eukaryota; Metazoa; Cnidaria; Hydrozoa; Anthoathecata; Hydridae
Source: RefSeq, a predicted model, not a curated record